AUGCUAUUCCCAGCGACUCCCGUCGCAGCCCUACGCAGAUCAGCACUAAGCAUCUCAAGGAGAUGUCAGACCUGCCGCCGUGGCUUGCUCACGUUGGCGAUCGAAACAUCAUGUGAUGACACGUCGGUAGCCAUCGUUGAGAAAACAAAGAAAGCGGCAGGAGACGCGGCCAAGAUUCAUUUCCUGGAAAAUAUCACUGCUGACACCCGCGCGCAUCGAGGCAUCCAUCCUAUCAUUGCCCUCGAAUCGCAUCAGGAACAUCUCGCAAACCUCGUCCAGAAAGCGCUCAAAUAUCUACCGGAGUCGAAGAUUGGUGAUGGACUUAAGCUAGCGGAUGGGUCGCGUCGCCGCAUACCUGACUUUAUAUCGGCUACAAGAGGCCCCGGUAUGCGGUCUAAUCUAUCCGUCGGUCUUGAUACUGGGAAGGCAUUGUCUGCCGCAUGGCAGAUCCCCAUGGUCGGGGUGCACCAUAUGCAGGCACAUUUAUUAACGCCCCGACUUGUUUCAUGCAUGGAGAAUGAGAAUGAGACCAGCGCCGAAACACAACUACCAACACCAACCAUUUCGCCCGAAUUUCCUUUUCUAUCCAUCCUCGUGUCUGGAGGCCAUACGAUCUUGGUCCACUCCACCGGCCUCACGGAGCAUAAGAUCAUAGCAAUAAGCGAGGAUAUAGCCAUAGGAGAGGCGCUGGACAAAUCAGCACGAGACAUCCUGCCCACGGAGCUAUUACAAGAAGCAAAAAGCACCAUGUACGGCAAGACGCUAGAGCAAUUUGUUUUCCCCGGAGGGAAAGCCGAUUUCAGCGAUUACAGAGCCCCGGAAACCCGCGGCCAGGAAUUGACUACUCGCCAAAACAAAUGGGGGUGGUAUAUCACCACGCCAUUUGCGAAUACGCGAACGCUACAGUUCAGCUUUUCUUCGGUGUCAAGCAUGGUUGGGAAGAUCAUUCAGAAGAAAGAUGGCGAGAUGUCCACCGAAGAACGAAUUGAUCUUGGCCGGGAAGCCAUGCGCGUGUCUUUUGAGCAUCUUGCUUCGCGGACUGUUAUGGCUCUUGAGAUGCUUCGGCCGCGUGGUACCGCUGACAGGGAUCAAGUCAAGACGCUCGUCGUCAGUGGUGGCGUUGCGGCGAAUCGGUUCCUCAUGGGGGUUCUUCGAUCCUUUUUGGAUGUGCGCGGGUUCCAGGAUAUCAAGGUUGUCGCGCCGCCUGUUAAAUUGUGUACUGAUAAUGCGGCUAUGAUUGGGUGGGCUGGGAUUGAGAUGUUCGAGGCUGGGUGGCGCUCUGAUUUGAGCGGUCGUCCUGUGCGAAAGUGGUCUCUUGAUCCGCAAGCUGAGGAUGGAGGGAUUCUCGGUCCUGCUGGUUGGUACCGGGUGUGA
Penicillium canescens is the source of this 1374-nucleotide messenger RNA. Its product is annotated as N(6)-L-threonylcarbamoyladenine synthase family protein. The coding region runs from base 1 to 1374 and encodes 457 amino acids. Gene Ontology annotation, biological process: mitochondrial tRNA threonylcarbamoyladenosine modification. The record is from RefSeq and is a predicted model, not a curated record. The transcript is spliced from 2 exons. Gene Ontology annotation, cellular component: mitochondrion. Lineage: Eukaryota; Fungi; Ascomycota; Eurotiomycetes; Eurotiales; Aspergillaceae.